AGAACACACAAAUAUACAUUACGUACUCGAUCGUUAGUUCUUAUUAUAUACAAAUUUAUAAUGGAAGUUAACAAAACAUUUGUCAUGGUAAUGUUUUCGUUACUUGGUUUGGCUGCCACAUUGGUGCAUGGCCAAGGAACCAAAGUUGGGUUUUACUCAACAACGUGUCCUAAGGCCGAGUCUAUCGUCACCUCAACAGUUGGGACUCAUUUCAAAACCAACCCUCGGAUAGCCCCUGGCAUCCUGAGGAUGCACUUCCACGACUGCUUCGUCCAAGGCUGCGACGGUUCUAUCCUCAUCGAAGGCUCAAACACUGAGAAGACUGCCGGACCCAACAGCGGCAUACCGGGCUACAACGUCAUCGACGACGCCAAGAAGCAGCUCGAGGCUGCUUGCCCCGGUGUCGUUUCUUGUGCUGAUAUUGUUGCACUGGCUGCGCGCGACUCUGUUGUUUUGACCAAAGGGAUUAGUUGGCAAGUUCCGACUGGGCGUAGAGAUGGACGAGUUUCAUUGGCGUCUGCUACUAACAAUUUGCCUGGCCCUAGUGAAUCAAUUGCUUCUCAGACAAGCAAGUUUAAAGCCAAGGGUCUCAACACUCAAGACCUCGUCACUCUAGUUGGAGGACAUACCAUUGGAACUACAUCAUGCCUGUUCGUGACUGGCAGACUCUACAACUUCCCUUCAAGCAGCAAUGGUGCUGAUCCAGCCAUCGACCCAACCUUUCUCCCUCAACUACGAGCUCUGUGCCCGCAAAACGGUGACAGUUCGAAGCGGCUCGAUCUAGACAACGGAAGCGGUUCUAGUUUCGACACCAGUUACUUCACCAACUUGAGCAAGGGACGAGGCAUUCUUGCUUCCGAUCAGUUGUUGUGGAAUGAUACCUCCACAAAAGUGUUUGUCCAACGCUACUUGCAGAGCGUGAGCUCCUUCAACCUCGAGUUUGCCAAGGCCAUGGUCAAGAUGAGUAACAUUGGUGUCAAGACUGGUACUCAGGGUGAAAUUCGUAAAGUUUGUACUGCUAUUAACUAAUUAAAAUAUCUUUCUCCACCAAACAAGUUAUUAAUUAUAUAGUCAAAUCUGUAUUGUAUGUCAUUUGCUCUAUCUAGUAUGUUGUAUAUGUAUGUUUGAUUAGGAACAUUAAGAAAGUGUUUCCUAUAUAAUUAAUGGUUACUUAGCCACGAAAAAUCGUGUUAUUUGUUGAAGUUGCGAAGUUGGUUUCGCUAGUUAAAUGAUUAAAGAAUCAAACAUUGAUUAUGAGAGUAAACUAUA
Humulus lupulus (European hop) is the source of this 1269-nucleotide messenger RNA. Its product is annotated as cationic peroxidase 2-like. Lineage: Eukaryota; Viridiplantae; Streptophyta; Magnoliopsida; Rosales; Cannabaceae. The record is from RefSeq and is a predicted model, not a curated record. Gene Ontology annotation, cellular component: plant-type cell wall; plasmodesma. The coding region runs from base 61 to 1029 and encodes 322 amino acids. Gene Ontology annotation, biological process: hydrogen peroxide catabolic process; response to oxidative stress. Gene Ontology annotation, molecular function: peroxidase activity; heme binding. The transcript has 3 exons.